This is a messenger RNA of Lotus japonicus, 853 nucleotides long. RefSeq names its product 21 kDa protein-like. The coding region runs from base 74 to 643 and encodes 189 amino acids. The transcript has a single exon. The record is from RefSeq and is a predicted model, not a curated record. Gene Ontology annotation, molecular function: enzyme inhibitor activity. NCBI's taxonomy places the organism in Eukaryota, Viridiplantae, Streptophyta, Magnoliopsida, Fabales, Fabaceae. Gene Ontology annotation, biological process: negative regulation of catalytic activity.
ACAUCAGAUUCAUUCCAUCAUCCUCCAUUCCCACAACUCCCAACAACACUUCCUCCCAAUCCUCAUUCCCACCAUGGCAAACACACCCCUUCUCCUCACCACCCUGUUCCUCCUCUCCGCCCUGUAUCUCACCACCGCAAACCCCACCAACUUCAUCAAAUCCUCCUGCAGCACCACCCAAUACCCAACUCUCUGCGUCGAAUCCCUCUCCGCCUACGCCACCACCAUCCAACAAGACCCACACCAGCUCGUCCAAACUGCACUCUCCCUCACCCUCAACAGAACCCAGUCCACCAAAGCCUUCGUCUCAAGAUGCAAAAACUUCAGGGGACUCAAACCCAAGGAGUACGCCGCCCUCCACGACUGCGCUGAGGAGAUCAGUGACAGCGUUGACAGGCUCAGCCGUUCGUUGAAGGAGCUCAAGAUGUGUACGAUCAAGGGUGAGGAUUUCACAUGGCAUAUCAGCAAUGUUGAGACAUGGGUUAGCUCUGCUUUGACUGAUGAGAGCACUUGCAGUGAUGGGUUUGCUGGGAAUGCCAUGAAUGGGAAGAUUAAAACUUCUAUUAGAGCUAGAAUGGUGAAUAUUGCUCAGGUUACUAGUAAUGCUCUUUCACUUGUUAAUCAGUAUGCUGCAAAUCACUAGGAAGAAGUUUAAGUGUUAAACUAGUGAGAGUUGAAUGUUUUUGCUUUGAGGUUGUUGAGGAACAUUUAAACUAGUUAAGUUAAAUGUGGUUGGUUCCUUUCCUUUUCUGUUUAUUGUGAUAUGUAAUUAAAUCUAUAUGAUAUAGAAUAUGGAUCUUUCAAGUGUGCAAUAGUGAUGUUUUUGAAAUGUGAAAGAGUUUUUUGUUUCCAA